Molecule: messenger RNA, 3548 nt
Organism: Cynoglossus semilaevis (tongue sole)
Lineage: Eukaryota; Metazoa; Chordata; Actinopteri; Pleuronectiformes; Cynoglossidae
Gene: ky
Product: kyphoscoliosis peptidase
Exons: 7
Coding region: 521-3058 (845 amino acids)
Cellular component (GO): cytoplasm
Source: RefSeq, a predicted model, not a curated record
CCUCAAACAUGUGUCGACCACAGCCUGAGGCAGGCACUGAUAACCACCACAACACACACACACACACACCCAUCAUCACACACAUACACCCGUCAUCACACACAUACACCCGUCACCUCACACACACACAUGCCAACACACACACAGGUCACCACACAUAUGCGUUAACACACUGUACUGUAAACACAUUCCCAACAUGACAAUGUACAUUCACAUUCACUUGAGUGCACAGAUUUGCUGAUUGGAAGUGCAUGUAUGGAAUACACAUCAUACAUCUAAGAGAAACACACACACACACACACACACAGACACACACACACCGGCUGGCUGGUCUUAACUGCUUUGUAGUAUUUUUAGUCCUGUUAUUCUGGGUCUGGUCCUGUCCUGGCAGGGCUGGGGCGUUUAUAUAAACUCCCCCUGUGAGUGGGCACCACUCAGGACACACAGUGGAAACAUCUCACCAACAAACAGGCAGCAGGCAUUUUUCAAAUCCUCUCAGGGACGCCAUGUUUCCAGCAUAAUGUCAGCUGAAGUUGCGAUCCAAAAGUUCUCCUUCCCCUUCUCCUGCACUGCUCGUCUUCCUCAGCACGACGACGUGACCCAGGAAGGAUGUGUGCAGGUGAAGACCCUGGAGCUGCGAGACCUCCCGGAAAACCCUGUCAUAAGCAAAUCCGGCAAACCUGAUCUGCUCUCAGGAACCGGGAUGCAUAAAUUAAACCCCGCCCUCGAGUCUCCCAUGCCUUCUGUUAACGGGCUGGGCGUGUCUCUGGCUGGGACCCCAGUCAGGGUCUGCGCCGAAACUCCAAAGGAUGCGUUGACCUCCAGGAGAGGCGUGUUUGAGAAACUAUUGGCGGUGGAGAGCGAAGACCAACGUCCGGCCACCAAGAGACAGUUGUCCUGUGAGAGCGCCGCCAAGACCAUCAGUGUCGUGAAGAAGAGUGCGGUGAGGAAGGAGGUGGAGGAUCAGAAGUGUCCGCGGGUGAAACCACAGCUGGGUCUGAGGACCUCAUCAAGUGCUGCAGCUCCAGUCAAGAGAAAACGACGAAAAGAUCUUUUCAGCAACUGUGAGGUGUUUUACAGAGUGGACACUCACGUGAUCAGGACGGGGGCCGAGCUGAAGGAUAAGUGUGUAUACGAUGUGAAGACCAUCGUCCAGAACAUCACACAGGGAAGCAGGACUGACCUGGAGAGACUUCGUGCCAUCUGGGUCUGGCUCUGCCACAACAUCGAGUACGAUGUGAGCGGCUAUCUUGGACGCUCGGACAAGUUAAGUUCACCUGAGGAAGUGAUUGCUGCCGGCCGAGGUGUGUGCUGCGGAUACUCCAGCCUCUGCACGGAGAUGUGCAGAGAGGUUGGCAUCGAGUGCCAGGAAGUGCCAGGCCACAGCAAAGGCAUUGGGUAUCGUCAGGGCCAGAGCCUCAAGAAUGUGAAAUCUGAUCACCUGUGGAACGCUGUGCUGCUGGAAGGACAGUGGUUCCUGUUGGACGCCUGUUGGGGGGCAGGACGAGUGGACAUGGAGCAUGAAAGCUUCAUCAAAAGGUUUGAUGAUUUCUAUUUCCUGACCGACCCUGAGGAGUUCAUCGAGUCACAUUUCCCUGAUGAGGAGAAAUGGCAGCUCCUGGACUCACCCAUCCCUUUGGAAGAGUUUGAGAGAAAGGUCUUUAAGACGUCAGCCUUCUUCACCACGGGCCUGAGACUGAUUCAGCCUCAUCACUAUUACAUCAUCACAGACUCAGGGGAAGCGAACAUAUCCCUGGGCUUCUCCAGACCAGCUAUCUUUACCUAUGAGAUCACACAGCACCAGGAUCUCCUCCACUGUGGAGCCUCAGAGCAGAAAGAGUCCAUCAACUCUUCUUUUGGCUUCCUGACAGUUUCUCAUCGUAGCAUGAAGCUCCAGCUUCUACCUCCAGCCAGUGGUACCUACGACGUGAAGGUUUUUGCAAGACCCGAAGCGGCCGUCACGCCUUUGUCCUGGGUCUGCUCCUUCACAGUUGACUGUCCAACUCCCCGGGCCAUGGAGGAGAUCCCAGAGAACCCGUUUUUGUCCUGGGGCUUGCAGCCCACGGCAGCAUCUCUGGGCGUCACAGGCAGCAGCCACGGUAGUGAGGUGGCUGAAGUGGAGAACGGUGUCUUUGACUUGGUGUUGAAGACAUCCAGGUCUCUGAUGAUGGUGUGUGAACUGGUUCACACAGAACUGGAAGCUAGCGUAGCCAAACGCUGCCUGGUGACUCAGAUAAAGCCAGACGCUCUGAUCUGCCACGUCCUCUGUCCCUUCCACGGCUUUUACCGAUUAUCGGUAUUUGUGCGUGACUAUGAAAAAACAGAACUCAAGUUCCAGAACGCCACAAACGUCCUCCUGCACUGUAAAGGGAAGGUGGUCGCAAUGGACGAUCUCUUCCCUCCCAACCUGGGAUCAGCUUGUGGUCCGGGAACGCGCACGUCUGAGGCGGGGUUGUCCAAAUUCAGCCACACCACGGCGGUAGUGAGCACACAGCAGGGUAAAUGUAACAUCACCUUCCACAAUCAGCAGGACUUGGAGCUUCACACUGUUCUGAGCCGAGAGGAGAAAACACCGGCAGAGAUUCCACUGUCACGAUACGUAUUCUGUACGUACACAGACAGCAAGGUGACGGUGAGCGUCAGCCUUCCUGAGGCGGGGGUGUACCGGCUGGGUCUGUACGCCAGGAUGGCCCCCGGGGCAGAUUUCAAUCCCAUGUGUGACUUUGUUGUGAGGAACAGCUGUGAUCAGCCUGGGCCUCCGUUCCCCUGCGUCUACUCCGCCUGGAGGAAAGGCUGUGUACUCUUUGAGCCUCGCGUAGGCCUCUUGGCGCCUGUGUCCUGGGUCCGCUUCAGGGUGAGGGUCCCUGGGGCCCAAAGAGUGAGUGUGGUGGGUGAGACAAAAACGGAUCUAAAACUGAACAAGAGCAGGGUCUGGGAGGGUGAUGUGUUCAGCGGGAAUGGUCACCAGCAACUGAAACUGGCUGCGUCCUCAGAAGAAUCCACUGAAAUGUCGGUUCUAAUGAUAUUUGACACCAAACAGCCCGAAAACCAACCAUAGCAUUAAAAACGGUAAAGGAAACCAACCGGUUUCAUCCUGGGACGUUUGCUGAGCUGGAGUUACAGGAGCUCCAGUCAGUAGUCCUCACCCACUGUGCUCGACAAACCUCGGUCCAGUUCUAGUUCCUACGGUUGGGAUCUUGUUUCUGGACUAAGCCUGAAACAACAACACUAUCUUCUUCACCUGUGUUAUAAGCUAACGUCACACUUGAAGUGUGUUUCCGUGACCAGCACCUCUGUCUGUACUGCCAUCUGAUGAUGGUCAACUCUGACUGUAAAUACAUGUGACUGUGUAGGUGUGUGACGUGAAUCUGGACUGUGUAGAGAAGUUCAAUUCUGGUGCUGAGUUGUUGGUGCUAUGCUGAGAGGAAAUCUAUUGUUUUUGUGCUUCAUCAUUACCUUCAUUAUCAUUAUUAUUAUUAUUAUUCAGUUGUUUGCAGGUAAAUAUCUUUGUGGAAUUAUUCUUUCUCUCUGGGUGUGAAAUAAAAAAA